Messenger RNA from Colletotrichum abscissum, 3432 nucleotides. RefSeq lists its product as uncharacterized. NCBI's taxonomy places the organism in Eukaryota, Fungi, Ascomycota, Sordariomycetes, Glomerellales, Glomerellaceae. The record is from RefSeq and is a predicted model, not a curated record. The transcript has 6 exons. The annotation marks the transcript as partial.
CAGGCAGACGCGAUAGGGACCGCCGCGAGCGUUGUCGGCCUCAUUGGCGCGCUGCUGAAGACCAUUCAAGAAAUUCAAAAAGCCCGAGAACGAGUAAAGAACGCGCCAAAAAGGCUCGACGAAAUCUCCGUGUUACUCCAAGUCACCUCGCAGACGGCUAGUCUCGUCAGAGAGGAGCCCAGGUUACAGACACCUGCGGUUAUCCAUCAGCUCGAGAUACUGAACACAAUCGCGGAGGAGCUGAAACAGCUUUUAAAAAAGCUGGACAAGAAGAGCCGGAAAUACCGGCUUCGGAAACUCGCUCGUGCCGUGAGGAUACAAGAUGCGGAUGACACUGAGCUGGCCAACAUUACGAACCGUUUAACCGAUGCCAAAGCGGAACUAGGCACUCGAAUGCUUGUCAUCCACGUAGGUCUGACGGGAAACCUAGAGGAUGGCUUCAGAGUUAUGCUCAAGGUUCUUGAGGAAAUUAACUCAAAAGUGUUCCAUGUGCUGGGUGAAAAUCUUACUCUAGUUGACCGACUUCGAAGCAGAGGUUUUACAAUUGUUGGGAAUGGCGCUAUCCCUCUAGGGCCAGCUGAUAUCCAAUCCCUGCAGUUGGAAAACGAGCUCCCAUCUCAACGGUCUACCGCCGGUGGCAGCUAUGUACGAAAGUCGUUGGAUUUUGGCGACUCCGAGUUUCUCUUCAACCUGUCUUCCAUCCAUCCCGAUCUAGACACAGCAUCUCGUCAACAGUUUGGAUACCAGAGCUCGGCAAAAUCUUUUGACUCUAGAAGACUUGCUAGCGAUCUGCAGGAACAAAAUGGAAAGCCGUUUAUCUUCGUUGACGAUGAGACUGGACUGGGUCAUUCCAUGUUCUCAUUGUCGGUUCUUACCUCUAGGCCUCUUAUGUAUCAUCGAGAUGAUAUCACGGCUUACUUCUUUUGCAAAGAUCCUCAAAGCGAUCCACUAUCACCCAUCACAACGUCAACAAUCCUCGGUGGAUUGGCCUACGUCUUGCUUCGGCAUUCCGAUGGACCGGAGCUUCUGACGCGAAUGAACUGCACCUUUGGGCACGAGCUCAAAAUAUCUAGAGCCGAAGUCUCCCGAGCCGGCUUAUUCCAUCGCAUGCUAGGUGAAAUUUUUCGACAUGCUGCUUCGCGGCAAAGACGCCCUCUUGUGAUCGUAAUCGACGGAAUAGACUUCGAAGGCAGCGAAGGGGACAGUGCAGACUCAAAUAUCUCUCGCCUGAUAUACCACAUCCAGCAGCUCCAACAUGAGAAUCCGGAAACUUGUCUGAAAUGGGUCUUAACCGGAAAAUUCUCAGAUACCUUACGGGGGCGGCUUAUGGAGUUAGCAACGGGUGCAGACACCACUGAGAUCAUCCUCAAACCUGACGAUGUGGCAGCAGCUUUUGGACUCCAAGAAGCUAUUCACAUAGUUGCGAAGACAGCAGCAGUUUGGGGGCAUUUUAUGGAAUAUGGAGUGACGGCUCAAACAAAUCUUACGAACGAUGACAUCUCGUGGUUUCGUUAUUGCAAGUUAGCACAGUCAUGGUGCGCGAAGCCAAGAGAGAGUGAACACGAUUCAAGAGUGUUGUGGCUUCGGAAAGGUCUUCACUCAUUCUCGGCCGCAAAUGGUAUCGGACUCCAAGUAGCUUCAGGCAAGCUCCUCAGCAAGGAAGAGUCACCGGUUGUGGCGUUCUUCUCCCUUGCGACAUUCGAGGCCGGCGCCAAUCAGUCACCAACAUCUGGUCGUGAGCAAAUGAAUCAAGCACAGGUUGUUUGGUGCAUUGUCGCACAGCUCCUUCGCGGGCAACUUGGGCCCGAGUCUUCGCUCGCUGAGAUUCUUGUGCGACUUUCUCCAAUAGAAAGAGAAGCUCUCAAUUCAAUUUGCUCAGCCUUCGGGGAGCCGGAGGCUUCCUUCAAGCCCAGUGCUAACGGCGACGAUCCUGCUUCGCCUGUGCCGGAAACGAUCACUUCCUGGUAUCGUCAAAUCAGAGGUCUCACUCAGGAUUAUUUUUCCAAGGUUGCUACUGUCAUGAGCGCUUGUCUGGAGGAUAUCAGGAAGGAUGUCAAAUGCGUCGUGCUGAUUCUCGACGGUCUCGAGCUUCAAUCCCAGAGUGCUCGUAUGAGACUGCUCACAUGGAUCGCCGAGCUUGGCCAUGGUGUCAGAGCUCUCCUUUGCGUUGAUGAUUCUCGCAAAGACAGCACUGGCGUCGAGUCAAGAUGGGCGGAGGUCAUGUCGAAUGCUCUCAUUGUGGACGAAACUACGGAGUGGCGAGAAUGCGUUGAAAGCCUGCGGUUCGAUGGCAUGCACCAAAGGCGAGAUCAAGUCGCAGAUCCGCUGCCUGCCACCAACCAGUGGCUCUGGGAAACUGAAGAGUUCCAGGAGUGGAAAUCUUCUGGUAAAGUCUUGUUGAUAAUGGGUAAAGCGGGAAGCGGCAAAUCGGUUCUAGCGAAGAACAUCCAACGGCGUCUUCAAAGGGAUGUUCCAAACGGCGAUCUUGAUGACGAUCCGUUCGUAUGUGACUGGUUCUAUUCAGCCCGAGGGCCUGAUUUUGGCGCCAAAGAUGCUUCGAUGCUGCGCGCUCUUACUUUCAACAUCCUAAGCUCAAGCAAGACGACUUUCGAAUCUGCGACAGCUAUCUAUCGAGCAAGAUUCGAUGCUGAACGGCAGGAUGACGACUGGUUGCUAUCGGAGCUGUCAGACCUUUUCACGACACUCGCGCUCAGCCCUUCAACGCCCCGAACACUCGCAGUGAUCGACGCAUUAGACGAGUCAGAGAGCGUGACAGGAUCAUCCAGUCUCAAAUCAGCGCACAAGAAUUUUGAUUUACUGCAGAUAUUUACCGAGAUUGCGAGUGCCUGGAACAGCCGCCUCCGCUUCGUCUUGCUGAGCAGGCCUGAAUCCGUCAUCUCCAAAAAGCUGAAUAAUUGCUUGGAGAUUAAGAUGGAGCAGUACAACCACCGAGAUAUUUCCAUCAUGAUUGGAGGCGGUAUCAAGAAACUUCGAGUGGCCUGGCACAACGCAGUCUCCUCCGACUCAGACGACAACCCGGCGAAUUUCUACGAAAACUCCAACGUCUCAACUGACUCUCAGUCUCAGAAAAUCCAGUCUUCCAAUGACAACCUCAAGAUACAGGAGGAUACGCUAGGCGAAAUACGCGCGUACUUAGAAACUCACGCAAAUGGCGUGAUGCUCUGGGUCAUCUUGGUUCUUCGAAAACUUUUGCUCUUGAUCGAAAACAAGAGAGGGUUUACAGUCCAGGGGCUGAUUGCCUCGCUUACUGCAUCACCGCCAGAGGUUGAAGAAAUUUAUAUCAAAUUUCUCGAAGACCUUAAAGUUUCUAGACAGGCAUCCUACCGAAGUGCUGCAGAAGGCGAGAGGGACCCAAUCCUGGUGCUGGAAGUGGCCUUGGCACCUUUGCUGCGAGAUGGAAGGCUGAUAUAG